Lactuca saligna is the source of this 1335-nucleotide messenger RNA. Lineage: Eukaryota; Viridiplantae; Streptophyta; Magnoliopsida; Asterales; Asteraceae. The record is from the annotation of a GenBank genome assembly.
AUGGUUCAGCUUCCGGGGCGAACUGACAACGAGAUAAAAAACUACUGGAACAUUAGAUUGAAAAGACUUGUUCGUGCUGGAUUACCUAUUUACCCUCCUGAAAUUCUACGAGAGAUCCAACAUCGACGCUUCAACACUCAAAAUCUAGAACGACCUCCACAAAACCAAAUACAGUUUUCUUCAUUGUCAUCGUUGUCAUUGCCACAAAACCCUGAUUUCACUUCAUUCCUUUCUUCAUCAUCUUCCUCAUUUGAAGAAAACCCACAUCAAACAAAUACAGCCUCUAUUUCAACAAUUCAGGAAAACCCUGAUUCCAGUUCCAUCAACUCCAUGUCUUUGAUCGAAUUAGCAAUGAGUUACCCCCUUCUAAUUGCUACUUUAUACCCCCCUAUAAACAUGUACAAGUUCAACCUUCAUAGUCAUAACAAUGGUGGAGUCGUGUUGUCACCACCACCCUCUCAACAUUUAAAACGUUCGAACUCACCUUAUAAACCCGUCUUUGCUGGAAGUCAGCUUGCACCAUCUGACAUAGAUACAGUACAAACGGAUGAUCCUGUCUUGUCUGAAAACUUUAAAAUAAUAGAGAUCCCUUCAAUCCAAUCAUGCUUUGAAGCAAUCACGCCAACUUUUUCUUCGACCAACGGGAGUGAUCACUACUUCAUUGCGACGUCAAAUGGUGAAGACAAUCACAACAUGGAUCCAGACUUAUGCUCAGGGAGAAACAGUGGAUUGCUACAAGAUGUUUUGAGACAACCUACAGCUUUAUUGAGCUCCCAGUUACCCUGUAAACAAUCUGAAAAUGAUCAACCAGCUGAAGGAAGAUUAAUCAUGCAUGAUGAUUCCGUUGCGGAAAUGAACCACCCAAACAGCACCGAUGCGAAUUUAGAAUCCGGGUUUGGAUCAAGUGCUGAUGACAUGAACCUUGUGGAUGACUUCAGCUCUUUCUUUUCAUCAAAUGAUAUUGGAGUCCUAUCAGAAGUUGAUGUGUUUGAAAUCUUAAACGAGAUGAACGAUUUGGUAGACUUCCCAGUAAGUGGACCUCCUCAAGCACUGAGUUUGAGAAGUAAUGGCGCAUCUACUGAACCAGCCAAUGUUUCCGAUGGCAUCAUGACUCCAGCGACGGAAAUACAAGGGGAACUUGUGUUUUGUCCGGUUCCUACCACCCAAACUGAGAUCGGAGAUGGUUGGGCGACAGAUGUGUUCUCUCUUAUUGAAAACAACCCAGCCGAUACAGACGAAGAGUAUGCUCAAGAACUUAUGGGUUCUCAGAUGGCAAUCACCCUAAUUGAGCAAGAACGUGACUGGGCUCUAGGCUAUAUGCCUAGCUUUUCCUAA